GGAGCGGGGCCGGACGCGACCGCGACCGCAACCGGGACGAGGCGGCGGCCCGCGGCCCCUUCUCCUAACACCACACGCCCCGCACGGCACGCCCCGGCGGGCCCUGAGGCGGGCCGCGGCCGCGCAGAUAUGGCGGGCUGGGCCCCGCUGGCGGAGUGCAGCUCUCGUCCUCCCGGUGCCAGCCCGGGCUCCUGCUCCCCUUCCUGGAACUAUGUCCGAGGGAGUGGAUCUGAUUGACAUCUACGCCGACGAGGAGUUCAACCAGGACUCUGAGUUCAGUAAUGCAGAUCAGAUGGAUCUGUACGACGACGUGUUAGCAGCCAGCUCCCAGCCCCCCGAGAGCCGCAGCAGCAGCUCGGAGCCGCCCCCGGAGAGUCGCCAGGAGCCGCCCCCCAAGCCCAACAGCAAAGCCCCCGCCAUCCUGUACACCUACAGCGGGCUGCGCAACAAGAGAGCGGCUGUCUACGUGGGCAGCUUCUCCUGGUGGACAACAGACCAGCAGCUGAUCCAGACCAUCCGCUCCAUCGGCGUCUACGACGUAGUGGAGCUGAAAUUCGCCGAGAACCGAGCCAAUGGCCAGUCCAAAGGGUACGCAGAGGUGGUGGUCGCCUCUGAGAACUCGGUUCACAAGCUCCUGGAGCUUCUACCUGGCAAAAUCCUCAACGGGGACAAGGUGGAGGUGAGGCUGGCAACCCGACAGAACCUGUCCCAGUUCGAGGCACAGGCUCGCAAACGUGUGCCGCCGAGGGCCCACUCCCGGGACUCCGUGGACUCCGUGGAUGGCCGUGCCACGCCGACAGAGAACGCUCUGCCCCCCGCCCGCCUGGAGAAACCCCCCUCGGUCCUGCCCUUCUUCAACCGCCCCCCGGCCGCCCUGCCCCUCAUGGGGCUGCCCCCGCCGCCCAUGCCCCCGCCGCCGCCCCUCUCCUCCAGCUUCGGCGUCCCCCCGCCGCCCCCCGGCAUCCACUACCAGCAUCUCAUGCCCCCGCCGCCCCGACUGCCCCCUCACCUGGCCGUGCCCCCGCCGGGGGCCGUGCCCCCAGCCCUGCACCUCAACCCCGCCUUCUUCCCCCCACCCAACGCCGCGCUGGGGCCUCCCCCGGACGCCUACGCCAAGGCCGUGGCUCCCUACAACCACAGCAGCAGCCGGGAGCUGGGCCCUCCAGCCGCCCCCGUGAGCGAAGGGGAGUUUGAGGAGAUCAUGAACCGCAACAGGGCCAUCUCCAGCAGCGCCAUCUCCAAGGCGGUGUCGGGCGCCAGCGCAGGCGAUUACAGCGACGCCAUCGAGACCCUGCUGACAGCCAUCGCCGUCAUCAAACAGUCGCGCGUGGCCAGCGACGAGCGGUGCCGCGUCCUCCUCUCCUCCCUCAAAGACUGUCUGCACGGCAUCGAGGCCAAGUCCUACAGCACCGGAGCCAGCAGCAGCUCCUCCAGGAAGAGGCACCGCUCCCGGGAGCGCUCCCCCAGCCGGGCCCGCGAGGGCAGCCGGCGGCACCGCGACGCGCCGCACGGCGACGACCGGCACGACGACUACUUCCAGGAGCGGAACCGGGAGCACGAGCGGCACCGGGACAGGGACAGAGACAGGGACCGGCACCACUGAGCCUGGGGUUUCGGCACUGAGUGGUUCUUAACGGACUCUGUCUCGAGGACGCGACCGAGGCCGCUCCGACCCCCCCUCCGCCCUUUCCCCGCCGCCCCCAGCUCCCUCUGGGUGACCCCCCUCACACACACACCUCGUGGCCUUGGGGCCUGAGCCCUUGCCGCUGCCCUGGGGGGGACAGGCGGGGGAGGCCGGGCCCGCCCCGCUCUGCUCCGUGGACCCAAAGACAAAUGGUGCUUUUUCUUCUUCUGGCCGUUGUUUUUCGCCCCCCCCCACACCCCGUGGAGGGAGGGGGAUGAGGCCUCUCCUCCUCCCCAGGGGUGGCUGGAGGGGAUGGAGCCCUCCUCGUGCAGCGCCUGGGGGCUGGAGGGGAGGCACACGGCUCCUGGCACCUGCCUGGGCUGGCUGGAGGUGGCACCGGGUCUUCUGCCACAGCUCAUCUGGGGACGCUGCUGUCCCCUCUCCACAGCCCCUCUGUGUCCCACCACACUCCUUUCCCUGCUCUGAAGGGGAAGCACAGCCCAUGGCCUCCACAGCCCAGCUCUGUCUCCGUGCCCUGGGCAGGGCUCCGGGGCUCGUCGCCGCCUCCACGCUCGGCCCCCCCAGCACCUUCCUUGUUUUAGAGGAAGCAGAGGGCAGUGGGGCCAGCUGCCACCCCCCACCCUGGGCCUGCAGCAACACUGGGGCAGUGGGAGGAGGAGGAGGAUGAAGGGGCCGCAUCAGGGGUCCCUCUGGCAGGAGAGGGGCAGCCCAGGAGGCUCGGGGUGAGGCUCAGGGUAACUCCCAGGGCGCAGUGGGCAGCUUUACCCUCUGAACUGUUGCUGGCCAGGAACAACCCAGCUCCGGGGGGGGGGCUUUUUUUUAGGUUGAAAUAACCCAUAAACGAGAAAAAGCCCACGUUGUAAAGCACCCUGAGGUGGCAGCAGAGCGGGUGAGUGCUGGGGGGAGGGAAGC
Messenger RNA from Colius striatus (speckled mousebird), 2557 nucleotides. RefSeq names its product cleavage and polyadenylation specific factor 7 (gene CPSF7). Gene Ontology annotation, molecular function: mRNA binding. The transcript has 10 exons. NCBI's taxonomy places the organism in Eukaryota, Metazoa, Chordata, Aves, Coliiformes, Coliidae. The record is from RefSeq and is a predicted model, not a curated record. Gene Ontology annotation, cellular component: mRNA cleavage and polyadenylation specificity factor complex. Gene Ontology annotation, biological process: mRNA alternative polyadenylation. The coding region runs from base 212 to 1603 and encodes 463 amino acids.